Cinara cedri is the source of this 11363-nucleotide messenger RNA. Lineage: Eukaryota; Metazoa; Arthropoda; Insecta; Hemiptera; Aphididae. The record is from the annotation of a GenBank genome assembly.
UGACAAUGCCGGUGACGGUGCAGUUGGUUUAUUCGAACAAAUUCGAUACAAAUUUUUACUCGUAGUUUUAAACGAUACAAUAUUAUUAUAACUGUACGAUCGUACAUUGCUGGAUUACCGAAGUAAGUUAUGCUUUCGACAAUUGUUUAAAAAAAAAAUAAAUAUUUUUAUUAAAAUAUAAUAAAUAUGUAUUAUUUUAUUAAUUAUUUAAAGUAAUUUAUAAUAAAUAAAUUUAAAUAAUUAAUAUUAUAUUUGGCAUUCUAAACAAGCGAUAUUUUUAAUCAAAUCAUUUAAUUUAUACUUAUUUUUAUACUAAUGCGUCAAUUUUAGAUUUGCAGCGUAGCGAAGGAUCUAUUAACUAUUGGUUUAUUAUAAAAUCAAUGGUUUUACUAAAUUUUCUGAAAAAUAAUUUUGUCUAGUUGGUGCAUUAGUGAGGUAAUUUAAUGAUUUUAUAAGGGAUUUUCAUUAUAAUUUGGAAAAUCCUAAAGAAAAUUAAAACGUAAAUAUUUACGGCCCAUCACGGCAUUACCGAUUUCAUUACUUUAAUUUUGUCUAGAUAUAUGAUGUUUUCCACCAGAAUUGUUGCUCGAAUUAAAAAAUGACAAAAUAUCUAUUUUAUUUCUUUUAAAUAUAUACCCAUUAAUAAAGAAAGCACUUUUUUAAUACCUAAAGUAAUUUCCAUAAUACUUGGGAAAAAUCAAAAACUUAAAAUUGAUUAAUAUUUACGAUAACUUAGAGUCCAAGUUUAAUUAUUUUGAUUUUUGCAAACCAUGUUUACUAACAGAAAUAUUCUUCUGAUUGAGGAAUGACUAUGAAUCGAUUUUGGUCCUUUUAAUAUAUGUGCAGUCACUAAGAGAGAAAGUCCUUUAUUGCUAUUAAAAUGAUUUUUCAUAAUAAUGAUAAUUAAGAUAAACCAAAAGAACCAAAAAUACGACAUUUUUUUCAAAUUAUGGUGCAAUGAUUUUAUUUAAAAUUUGUACGGCUCAUUUUUUCUAUAACAGAAUUGCUCCAAUAGAAAAACAACACGAAAUCUAUUUAUUGAAUAUUACAAUUUAGUUGGUGAUUAAAUAAGUCGCUUUUUAAUGUUCCUAUGUUUUUAUUAAUAAUUAGGAAAAACCGGAAAAAAACGAAAAUUGAAACUGAUAAAUUUACGGCGUUACGAUUUCAUUAUUUUAAAUUUUUACGCUUUCCGUUUUCCAAUAUAUACCGUAAAAAUGUAGGGUCUACAGCAAAAUCUUGAAUGGUUAAUCCUUGAACGGCAAAAUCUCGAACCGGCUAAUUUUAUAUUCCUUAGAAAAUGAACUGAUAUAGGUAUUGUCGAUCAAGAGCUUACAGUUCAAGAUUUUACCGACAAUUUUUGUUCAAGUUUUUUUCGUUCCAGAUAUUGCUGUUCAACAUUUUGCACGAAUUUUUUUUCAAGAUUUUGCUGAUUCAAGAUUUUGUUCUUCAAAUGUUUGCCAUUCAAGGUUUUGCCGAAAUUAUUUAUUCUAGAUUUCGGGGGUUUUUUCGUUUUAAGAUUUUGUCAUUCAAGGUGUCGUCAUACAAGAUUUUGACGUAGACUUGUUCCUCGUUUUAUGCAUAAUUGCCAUUUAUAAUAUAAAUGUUUUCUAGGUUAUAAUAAACUCUCAACUAAGCAAGGAAUGAGUAGGGAUUGGUUUUACUACGUAUGUAUGUUUUUUGUCUGUACACAUCUUUUCGAAAAGAAAUCUUGUUCUGAUAUGUAGAGUCUCUGAAUGGAAAUUUUAUCUAGAUGGUUUAUAUACACAGAUCUUUUUUUGAUUUUCUAAGUAUUUUUCAUAAUAAUUAGGAAACGUAGAAGUAACCGGAAAAUUUACGAAAAUUCAAUUUUGUUUUUUUGUUAUAAUUCAGUUUAAAAUAUUUGUUAAUACUUGAAAUUUUGAUAGACAACUUAUAUUUGUCUUUUAUAGACGUGGUCAAAUGUUCAAGAAAUUUGAGCCACUUUUAAUCUAUUAGGAAAUGUUGCUCUAAUCAUUAAAAUGUUAGUGGUUCCUAGCAUAAUAUAUUAUUUAAUUAAUGUUUCGAUUUUUUAACUUUUUAAAUAAUGGGGAAAAUUGAAAAAAAAAAACACGAGAGAACUGGGAAUAUCUAUGCAAGAACAGUAUCCGUUAACAUCGAUUUGGCAAUUUUGCUAUAGUGUAGUGAAAAUAACCUUAAAGAAUUGAUAUUUUUACCGAAUAUCUAACUACUGAUAUUAGCAUUUUCUACAGGUGAUAUAUUUUUCAAAAUAAUGUGGCUUUAUUUGAAAUGUUCGAGUUUUUAAGUUUCUUUUUUUAGCUUUUACAGAUACAAAUAUUCAAGUGUAUACAAGUUCUUAAUAAUUUUGGUUUAUUAUAAAAUUAUGAUAAACCUAGCUGUAUUUAAUGGCAAAAAAAAUAAAAAAUUUGCUUUAUACCAUAAUAUACAAUACCACUUUAUUCUUUAUUCCUAAAGAAACGGUUUUCGAUUUUAAAGAUAGUUAGAAAGACUAAUAUUAUAUGGAUUUUAUAGGGGCAAGGGGUGAUUGCUCUCAGUGCCUUAACUCACAUUAAAUAUGUGUCUAAUUAAAUAUAUAAGUAAGUGAUUAUAAAAAAUAAAUACAUUUUUUUUUAGCCGCAGACAUGGAGUUAUUAUUUGGUAAUAUUACGUUGAUCUUGGGACUGGUAUUCGGUACAAAAGACGUUUUACAAAUACAUCAAGGACAGAUAAAAGGUAGUGUGUUAAAAUCAAGAGAUGGACGGGAAUUUUACGCGUUUCAAGGAAUACCCUAUGCCAAACCGCCGAUCGGGGAUCUUAGAUUUAAGGUUAGCACAUUAUUUACCGCACACUCCAGUAUAUUAAUAUUUAUCAUCCUCAUGCACACAAAAGGCGUUAAGUCAAUACAUACAUAAACAGUCAAGACAUACAUAAAUAAUUUUUGACAAUAAGCAUUAUAAAAUAGUAUAAACUUUCAACAUGUUAACUAGAUGUACAUACCUAAUUUUGUUUUGGAAAAUAUUAAGUUAAUAAUCCUUUGAAUAAAAUAGUUUUGAAUCUAUAUUUGCAAAUAAUGUAUUUAAAUUUUAUGAAAGUGUACUUAAUUGCUUUUCCAUAAUUUCUGAGGAUUUGGUGAAUUUUGCAGUUAUUAAUUUAAUAAUCUUUUUUAAUCUAAAAUAUUGUAUCUAAAUGAAUUAGGGAAAUAUGUAAUUGUUAUGGGUGAUCGUUUUAACACUAAAUUCCAGAUGAGUUAUAACUUCACAUAGCCUUCAUAUAGUGAGAAAUGAUGAACGCAAUUUUAUAAGUAUAUUAUUAAUCGUCAAAAAUAUUGAAACACUAUUAUUAAUAUUCAUAAAAUAAUCUGGCGUGAAGGUGUUCACAUUUGAUAGCUCCAGACUCGUCUGAAAAGGCGUUGGUGGUUGCCGAUAUUUAUGACCUAGACCCCCCAACUAGUUUUGCUUAUUACGUGUUUUUCAACAAAAAAAUGUAAUUGCGUAGCUAGACGUUAACUUUAUUACAAUAGAACUUACACAUUUUGAUCUUUGAACUCUUAUAAUCAAGUAAAAAAUACGCUGUGCAUAGGUAUUUUAAUAAAAGUCUAUAAAUCAUAUCAGACAUCGGUGAACACCUACACAAGUUGAUCCAUUUAAGUAAGUGCAAUCGUUAUUUCGGAAAGUAUUAACUUUUUUCAGAAUUUGUUUUAUAGAAAAUUUAAGAAAUAAGCAACUCUACAAUUUUACAUUUAUGUUAUAUAUAUAUAUCAUACAUGUAGGUUAUGUAUAAAGCUGGAAUAUUAUUUAAAAUAAAUAUCGGUAUUAAAUUGUAAUUUUUCUGUCAACCCGUUGACGAGAUAUUCCACAUUUAGUUUGGAUCAGAAGAGAGUAAUGGGGCAUCAUUUUUACGGUAGCAUGAUGUGUGGCGUGUUAAUAAUGCACCAUUACUCCCUCUACUCAAAUUUAAAAGUAGAAUAUCUCGUCAACGGGGUUAGGUUAGAUUGUGAUGGAAAGUUUCCUAGUUUUCCUAUAUUUUUUCCUGGUUUUUCACAUUUGCUGUGAAUGUUCUCGGGAAUAUUAAAAAAUGACCCGUUUAAAGUACCUCCCCAGUCGAAUUUCUUUUUAGACAAAUUUCUACCAUUAUAAAUUACAGCAAGCCUAACUUAAAACUCUUUAUAAAAUCAUAAUCUUCUUCGCUCCACUCAGAAUCUAAAAUUUAACACUUCCGAGAUAAUGAGUGUAUUCACUUAAAUGGAUCACCUUGUAUUAUAACUAUAAUAGUUCGCAUUUAUUGCGGCACGGUUUCUUUGUGAAUUUAUCCGAGGGUCAGUCUAUAAAUUAUACUCGAGAUUCCUCGAGAUACCUUGGCUGAGACAUAUCUGAUAAUCCGUUUCGCGGCUGAUAAAUAUAGAUUUGUUGCAUCAGAUGGCCACCGUGUGAUUGAUUUGCUCUAAGCCCUAAGGUGCAACUCACCUUGGAACACGCUACUCACAUACCUAAACUUUCAAAAAUAUUGUAUUAGUAUUGCAUAUUAUUGAAGGGAAGAGACGCCCGUAACAUAAUAUUAUAUAUCUAUUACCUAUACAGGGUGAUUCAAUAAGCGUUUGUACUAAUAAAGCGCCACACGCCGUGCCGCCACAAAAAUAAUACUUCAUUAAUCUCCCCCUUCCUAAACUUCAAAGUGAAAUAUCUCGUUAACGGGUUGACGGAAAUCAAAAAUGUUAAAAUCAAAACCUAUUUAAAGUAAUAUUCUAUCUAAUAAUCUAAGUCUUCUUAUUGCAUUUAAUUACACUUAAAAAUUUUAAAAAACAGAAUUUGAAUAUACAUGUAAAAUUUAACCAAACAAAUCGGGUGAGCACGCUUAGUGAAUUACCCUGUUUACAUAUGACAACAACAUUGUACCUAAUACUAUAAAUGUUAUUUUUAUUUUUCAAACAUCUUUUUAAUUAUAAAUAAUAAAACAAAUAACUACAACUUUAACCAUAAUCAUAAUCAAAAUACGAGUAUUAUAUUAUCACUUUAAUUGAUAUCUAAUGUUUUAGGCUUUAAAUUUUACUAAAUCUAACCUUUACUUUUUAAUAAUUAAUUUAUUCUAAAAUAUUUUCAGAACCGCCUUUAACACUCAGAUUUAGAUCCAAUACUCUUUUUUUAAAAAGGAAGUAACAUGUUUUUUUUUUAAUCUCUGGCUUAUAUAGCUUUGUACGAGCUAGUAGUUUCCUCAAUUUUUCUGAUUUUGGACAAUAUUUCUUCAAGCGUACAUAACUAAUCUUUUUAUAUAUUUUUUUAAUCAUCUUUCAUUGGUUCUUCCUAGGACUUCUAUAUAUGGUAAGUUUAUUAUGGUUUUCAUAUUUAGGAACCGGUGCCGGCAGAAUCAUGGAAAGGUAUUCUGAACACUAACACCCAACCGAACAUUUGUAUUCAGAAAAAUUUGUUUAUGUAUCAGACGUUAAACGAAAUUAUCGGGGACGAGGACUGUUUGUAUCUGAACGUAUACACACCGAGGGUAAUAUCUACAUACAUUAAAUCGAUAAUACAUAACGAUCAAAAAAUAAAACGAUAACUUACAGGGAAUUUUUUUCAUCAUGAACCAGCAAUUAUCUCGACGUAGUAUUCUAAGUGAAUUUGAUUCCUUUUGACUUUGAUUUUUUUUUUUAUAUUUAAAAAAAUAUUCUGUAUUCGAAUCUGUGUUCAAAACGGGAGUUUCUAUUUAAAAAACGAAAGUAUAUACUUAUUAUAUACUUAGUAUAUACUAAACGGAUUAGGGGUUGACAAGUUAAAAAUGGUUUAAAAUAAAGUUUAAACUAUUCCCUAAAAAACAGAAAUCAAAUUCACUUAAAAUCCUUCGAGAUAAUUGUUCACGAUGAAAAAAUCACUCUGUAUUAUUCUUGUUAGAUGUAAUUUAUAUUUUAUAUUUAAAAUCGUAGAUACCCAAAUUCGGGGAUUACCGUCGGUUACCAGUUAUGGUUUGGAUUCCCGGUGGAGGUUUUAGUUCAGGGCAUGGAGGUUCAAGUUUGUACGGCCCUCAAUAUUUGCUUGAUAAGGAAGUUGUUCUCGUCACCAUAAACUAUAGAGUCGGACCUCUAGGUUUAUAAUAUAAUAGUAUACUAUAUAACUUAAUAAUAUUCAAAAAUUAUUUAUACGAUUCAGGAUUUUUAAGUACCGAAGACGACGAAAUGCCUGGUAACUACGGUAUGAAAGAUCAAGUAUUGGCAUUGAAAUGGGUUCAAAAAAAUAUACCUAUAUUUGGCGGUGAUCCGAAAAGAGUUACGAUAUUUGGUGAAAGUGCCGGGGCCGUCAGUGUCGGGUUACAUUUGUUAUCGCCGAUGAGUAAAGGUAUGUAUCAAGGUGGAUUAAAAAGGUGUAAAGAGUUAGCUUAUCGGUUUAUUGAAAACAUUGAUGUAACAUUAAAUACACCGUUAGAUUCGCUGCCUACCCGAUAGAGGACCAGACAUUUUAUUAUUUUUAUGUAUUUUUAAUGAUAAUGUGACUAAAAUUAUGGAAGUGUUCUAUUUAUUUAUUUUUUUGUAAGAGUGCAUUUAAAAUAAUACAUUUAUGAAGAUAAAUUAUGAUAUAUAUAUAUUUAUAUUUAUAUAUUUACAUAUACAUAUAUUAUAAAACAAUAUAAAAUAGUUAUUUAUGAAUAAUAUAAGUACCUGAAAUGUGUCAAAUUGAAAAUCGUCGAGUAAAAAAUUAUGUGGAACAAAUCUAAUUUUCAAUUAAUUUUUUUAACAUAUGUAUAUUUCUGAUUUAAGAACGAUGUUGAAGUCAUAAUUGAGUGGAUUAAGUUUCGAAAUUAUAGCUUUUUGAAGUUUUGAUAUUAUGCUGAUAUUAUAUGUUAUGUUAAAUUACUAAAUAAUGUCUUUUCUAAAGUAUGUAUGUCGUAGCUGAAUGGUAUGUAUAUAUAACCAUACAUACUUAUUUUCAUCCUGGGGUUUGUGAGUUUGAACCCGUGUUUCGAAAAAAAUUGUUUGCAAGUUUUUUCUUUUUCACCCAAACAAGGAAAAAACAAAUAAAUUUUGGGUGUGCCUAGAGACCCAGCAAUCGCUCGCUCGGACUAUUUAAAUCGCAAAAUAUCCCUCAAUUUGUUGUGCAAACUUUUCUACUAGCAAUUUUGCUCCGAUUUACAGGUUAGGUUAAGUCAGGAAAUCUGAUUGAGGAAGUAGUUUUUAGAGGUAAUUUUUCGAUUUUCCCAAGAGUUUCUUCAGCAAAUGAGAAAAACCGGAAAAAACAUGGGAAAACUGGGAAAAAUGCAGGAAAACCGGGAAAAUCGGUACAACAUUAAACAAAUAUUAUUGAAGAAAAUAUAUAAAACCUAUUUUAUUAUUUAACUAUAAUAUGACAUACAUAUUGUUGACAAAGCACCACUAUCAACUGAACUCCGCUCAGAAUUGCUUUUUCGUAAGCAAUAGUUUAUCAUUGCUUACAGGUAUACAUUAAAUUACCUAUAACAGUGGUUGCAUCCGACCCCAUUAUCCUAGAGUGUAUUUUUAAUUAUAAUUGUUUUUAUUUUGCGAUGUGUAUAAUACUAAAUAUUAUUUACAUCUCGGUUUUGUAGGGCUAUUCCACAAAGCAAUAAUAGAAAGUGGCUCGCCAUUGUGCCGAUGGGCUGUUUCACCGCCGGGCUGGGCCAAACGAAGAGCUUUAUCUAUGUCCACCAUUGCUGGGUGUCCCACGGAUUCGAAACAGUUAGCAGACUGUUUGAGAAAAAUGCCCGCUGACUUGUUGGUGGAUCUUCAUUACAAUUUCUUCGUAAAUAUGCUACCUAUAUUAUAAUACAUAUGUUACGGUUCAUGUUGAGUGAUUUUCUGUUUAGUAGAACCAAUUUUGUGCUAUUAGUUUUUAUAUAAGAGAUGAAUUAGAGUUCAUAGUGUUCAUACGUUAGUUUAUUUUUUAUUUUAAUUUUUAAGUGAGAUGAAAAUAUUUGAAAUAGCUUAAUAAUCCUCGUAUCUUGCUUAAAAUUAAAUUAAGUAAAAAAAAUUACUAACACAGACAAUGUUUUUACCAGUGACACAAUUAGCACACAAUCCUAGGGAGGUUACAGCCCCACCUUAAUAUUAUACCAUUAGUACAUUUGGAGGGCUUCAUCCUCACAUCUACCUACCCACACAUCCUAAAAUGUAUACACUAAAAUAUAACAAAAUCAUUUAACUUUUAAUAACUUUUAUACAUUAUAUAAUAAUUAUUAACAAAAUAUUUAAGUUUCAUUUUUAUUUUAUAUAUAGUUGUAAAUUGUUGUAAAAUUUGAUCAGGAUCAAUUUCUAUAUUUUUUUCAAUACUUAUUAUGAAAAAAUUACUGAAACGAUCUUUGUCCAUUGUUGAACUUAAGUAUGUAUUUAUCUGCCCCAUGGCAGAAAAUGCACGUUCUGAUGUUGCAGAGGAAAUUGACAAUGUAAUGACAACUUGUACUAUCUUGUUCAAGUGUGAGAAAAUUUUUGGAUACGUUUUUCUGAAUAUAAUUAAAACUCAUUGUUUCUUUGUUAUUAUAGUAUGAAUUUUUAAAGACUGUCAUAUCAUUUUUUAAGUCACAUUUAUUGAUUUUAGAUAAAUCCCAGAAAAACAUAUAAAAAUAUUGUAUUAGUUUGGAUCAGUUAGCAAAAAAAUUGAAUUUGUUUAUUUAAUUAGUUCUCACCAAAAGAUUUAAUUAAUUACCUAAUCUAACAAAUUUUAACACAAAAGAUUUAAUUGCUUUAUAAUGUUUAAUCAGAUACAAACUACCACUUAAAUCAAAUCGCUAUAAUCAGUUUAUGUAGCAAUUUGUAAACUUUCCAUGGAAAAUCUAUGUUUCAUAUUUAAAAUUGUUGUGUCCAUAAUAAUAAAAAACCGUAUUACAUUUCCAAUAACUUUCUGUCUCUGAAUCAUUUUUAUUUAAAUCAUGCUCAGAGUCUGCUGCAGUUGAAACUAUAAUGUCAUUCUAUUUUAGACUAGUUGAUUCUUUUUUACGCCUUUUGGGUCCUAUAUUCAUAAUGGUAAAAUAAAUAAGCAGUACAUAUUAAGUAUACUUAAGUUAGUAGUCCAACUUAUAUAUUUACAAUUACUUUAUCAUCUUUUUUAAAUUUUCCUCGAUAUUUGCAUCAAUGAUGGGUUAAACUUGAACAAAGUCAUUGGAAUUCGAUUAAUUUUUUUUAUUAAAAUUAAAUACAACGAAACGCCUUUUUUAUUUGACAUAAAACUUUUAAAAUAUAAAACAAAUGACAAAACGGCAAACACGCGAGAACGAACGGCGUUAACGGUGGGAGUGGCGCGAGUUGAAGCAUUUAACGUCAGUGCAUCGGUAUGAACAUAAAAACAUAUUACAUAUUGAUAGUAAACAUGUUAUAAGAUAGUAUCACAGACCAUAAUCCACAGAAUAUAUGAAUAAAGAAUAUAUAUCACGAUGUAAAUAAACCUUUUUUGCCACUGAUAACUCCGCAGAAACCAGUAUUUACGCAUGAUACCACAAUGUAUAUACAACAAAUAUGCACAUUAUUUCCGUGAUGAUAAGAUGACCAGAUAAGUUAAUCCUGACUUUAAUCGAAAAGAAAUGUUUUUUUUUUUAAAAUCGAUAUGCACGAUAUUUCGAUAUAUUUAUUUAAGUAAAACGAAUUUUUAAACUACUUAUUAUUUUUUAAUUCAAUAACAUAUAAAAUAUUAUUUAUUUUGAGGGAGCUGUUAGUAAAUUUGGGGGCUAAGCCCUCAGCCCUCCCUAGUUAUACUUAUGGUCUUUAUUUUUAAGUUUGACAAUAGACCAAUUCACUCUAAUUUAUAUUAAAACCAAUAUAGAAUUUCAUAUAGAAUUGGUUCUGCUAACGAAAAGUUGACAUUAGCCAAUUUGAUUCAAUAAUUUAUUUCUGUUAUGUUGAGUAUAUUACGCCAAUCGAUAUACGAAUGACAGCCAUCUAUCAAUACACGUGUUGUUCAUUUUUAUUAAUUACAGGAAUGGACAAUUUAUCCGGCAAUAACGUUUAUGCCCGUCGUCGAACAAUUCAAUAGUAAAACCGAACAGUUUUUGUCCAGAUAUCCAUUACUCGAUUUUAAUCAAGAAUCCAACGUUCCGGUAUUAAUAGGAAUGAACUCUGGCGAAGGCGGUCUUUUCGUCGCCCGUCAGUAUAUUUUCAUUUUAUUUUAGUUUUACAGCUUCAUAUUUUGCAGAUAUUAUUUUCUUUUUUCUUUCUUGUAGGAUUAUACAACGGAACGGGUCACCUUACUGAAUCACGGUUAAAGAAACAUUUUGAACAUUACGUUUCAUCGCUUUUAAUUUACAAGUAUACAACGCAAAUGUCCGAUAUUCUGAAAGUCGGAAGGAAAAUAUUCGAACAUUAUUUUCCUGACGGAAACUUGGAUAAUACAACGCAAGCGGUCAAGGUAGGUUCGCUUUUAAAAUACUUACAAAUCACAUACAAUUUAAAUUUAAAAAAUUUAAACGAAAAUCGUAAAAAAAUAUGACGGCACUUCAAAUUAUGUAUUACUGAUCUGCGUUUAGAAUUGUCUUUCGUCAAACAAUGGUUUAUUGUUGCUUAUAUAUAUAUAUAUAAAUGAAAUAAACCUAUGUACCUUCCCGAUUUCUCACUCACAACAGUGGCUGCUCCUAUUCCCAGUAUUAGCUCUUUUUUUAUUUAUUCAUUUCAAUAUUUUUGCAGAUGGUUACAGGUGGAAUUUUCCUACAAGCUAUAAUUGAUAUGGCGAUCAAUAUGACGUCACCGGUGCAUUUUUACGUUUAUGAUUAUACCAACGAGAUGACAUUUAAUUCGUUAUACGGACCCUGUACGAAAAAAAUAGGCGUGACACACGGCGAUGAAAUGAUAAGUCUAUUUCCGAUGAAAGAUCAGGAACCUUUAAAGGGAGAUGAUCUCAAAGUAUCUAAACUGUUAGUAGACUUGUGGACGCGUUUCGCUAGCACUGAGUACGUUAUAUGCAAAAAUCCUCUUAGCAGUCUAAACGAAAUAAAUUUUAAUACUUUUAUAAUUAUCUAAAUACGUAUAUUGUGUUCUAAUAUAGGGGUCUUACAAUUGACGGCACUGAUAAGGGGAACAAAUGGCCGUUAUUCAGUAUUAAAAAUUUGGAAUAUUUAUUGAUUAAUUCCAGUACGCCUGUCCUGUCUAAAAAACCAUACAUGGAUGAAUACAAGUUUUGGAAUGAAUUACCACUGUUAUCGAGAUUACUAGAGUCUGAAAUUAUAUCGAAAAAUUUAGUUUGAUACUGUCUAACAAUACUAUUAUGUAUAAUAAUGAGUUUAAACUGAAAUGAAUAUGAUUUUAACAUGUAUAUAUUUAUUUUAUACGUAUGAAACUUUCACCGCUUUAGCCUUAAUACUUGGUAAAAGAGUUGCAAAAAUAGAUGACAUAAUUUUAAAUCCUUUUUUUUCUUAUUUUAUACAAAUAAUAAAAUAUAACUUGUAUACAAUAUUAGUAAAUACAGAGG